Messenger RNA from Choloepus didactylus (southern two-toed sloth), 714 nucleotides. RefSeq names its product translation initiation factor IF-2-like. Bases 1 to 714 code for a protein of 237 amino acids. The record is from RefSeq and is a predicted model, not a curated record. The transcript has a single exon. NCBI's taxonomy places the organism in Eukaryota, Metazoa, Chordata, Mammalia, Pilosa, Megalonychidae.
AUGGGGGAGUGGGAUCCAAAACAAACCCCAAACCCCAGCAGACAAGGCCGGGCUGGGGUGCACCGGCCUCGGCGCAGAGGGUGUCAGCGGGGCGCAGGAGCCCGGAGGACGCGCCCAGGGGACCCGCGCGCCGGGGCCACCAGCCUGACCCCCAGGCCCGGCCCCACGCCCCCACAGCGACCCUCUUUCUCCGGAGCCCAAGGGUCCCCCACGUUGGCAGCCCCCACCCCGGCCCGCACCUCCACGCCAUCCCCGGGGUCCCCCCACGGCCACCCCCUGCCCACACCACAAGCCCACCCCGGGGUGCCCCAGGCCGCCCCUGCCACAUCCUCGCACCCCGAAGCCCCCAGCCCCGCGGUGCCCCAAGGCACCUCCCCGCCGCGCCCCCCACCCCAUCCCCGCGGUCUCCCCGGCGGCCCCCUGCCCCGCCCCCCACGCCCCCCGACCCCGGCCCUCGUCUCCCCGCCGCCCCGGGACGCGGACGUGCGGCCCCGAGCGUGUGCCCGGCGCCCGCGCGCCUCGAAACCGAAAGCGGAACCCUCCGCUCGAGGCCUCCCGCUGCGGGUGCAGCGGCGGCCUCGGCGCGCGGGGAGCUGGCCCGCGGGGGUACACGGGGGCGCCCUGGCGGGGAGCACGGGGGGCGUCACUGGGGGCGACCCGGGGACAGCCGUGCUCACGCCCCCGCGGUCCCGGGCCGCGCGCAGAGCCUUGUAG